Molecule: messenger RNA, 2044 nt
Organism: Peromyscus californicus insignis
Lineage: Eukaryota; Metazoa; Chordata; Mammalia; Rodentia; Cricetidae
Gene: Cfap119
Product: cilia and flagella associated protein 119
Exons: 9
Coding region: 447-1673 (408 amino acids)
Source: RefSeq, a predicted model, not a curated record
AAGAGGUGGACCUGCAGUUGGAGACUUUACUGCUAUUGAGAGACCCGGUUCACGACCACCUGUACCUCCGAUCCAGGUGAUCGAGGUGAUCCAGGUGAUGCGUCGCCGUCUUCUGGCCUCCGUGGACACCCGCGAACGCACACGCACGCACACACACACACACACACACACACACACACACACACACACACACACACACACACACAGAGUUUUCUUUCCUUUUUUUCGAGACAGGGUUUCUCUGUGUAGCUUUGCGCCUUUCCUGGAACUCGCUCUGUAGACCAGACUGGCCUCGAACUCACAGAGAUCCACCUGCCUCUGCCUCCCGAGUGCUGGGAUUAAAGGCGUGAGCCACCACCGCCCGGCCACAAUUUCUUUUUAAUUAAAUCUUUAAAAAGAGUGACCCCUACAAGCAACUUUGAAGAGGCACGUGCAACUUGUUACGCAUGCGCUCUAUCUUCUCAAUGAUUGGCGUGCGCUUGUAUUUUCUACUUUCCUUAACAACGGUCACCGGGGAGACUAGAUCGGGAAGACGCCCCCUGUGGAUUGGCUGCCACUCGCUUCACCGCCUGUGGAGAACCACUAGAAGGGGCAGGUCCGGGCAUUGCAGUGGGAGAGCCGGCUGUCCCAGAUCCCAGGCAGGAGAGCGCCUGGCUGCGGCUCAGAAGGACGCAGAGAUGAUCGACCCCACAUCCAGCCAGAUCAUGGGUGUUAAGGUGCAGUCGGAAUUUGAACAGCUCCCCAAACUGCAGCAGGAUCUGGAGAGGUGUCCCAGCUCGGUGGGUGGAUUGGCUAUGAGGACUGGAACAGACGUGCCGACCGAGUCCGCCGCAUCGGCCACUACCUCUAUGGACAUGGCUGAAGAUCCUGGAGCCAACUUAUUCCCGCCACCGCUACCCCAGCCCCGGAUCUGUAUGUGGAAAUACCUGGACAUCCAUUCUAUGCACAGACUGGAGAAGGCAGCCACUGUGGAAGAGAUGAGAGAGGUUCUGGCUGAGCUCUUGGAGCUUGGCUGUCCUGAACAGAGCCUACGGGAUGCCAUUAUCUUGGACCUCUUUUCCCAUGUGCUCAUCUUCUGCCGCCAGCAGGGCUUUUCACUAGAGCAGACAUCAGCAGCUUGUGCCUUGCUCCAAGAUCUUCACAAGGCCUGUGUUGCUACCCCUUUGGGCAAUGUGGAGGAGUGCUACCGUUACUUUACGAGCAGUCUCUUCUGCCAUGGAGUCAGGCGGCCCCCUUUUAGCAUCGACCUCUUUAAAGAGGAACAGCUGCUGGCGUUGGCAGACUAUGUGGUCAACACCUACUUCCGCCACUUCAAGCUCUACAAAUAUGUCUUCACACCCCAGGUUCGGCUGGACCUGUCUUUGACUUACAUGGGGCUACAGCUACCCAAGUCCUGGCCGGAGGAAAAAGAAGAUGGCGAGGCCACAGCAGAACAAGGAGCUUCUCCACAGGAGGAAGAACCAGAAACUGUGACCCAGCCAGAGCAACAGCCAAGUGAGGUGUGCAUCCUCCAAACCUAUAUCAAGACCCAGCUGAGCAAGGAGCUGAGGCAGCUGCAGCAGCUGGUGGAGGGACGGCUCAAGGAGAGCGAGGAAAGGAUGAGCAGCAAACUGGCUGCCCUGGAGCGGCCCUAUCAGCCCCCGCCCAGCAAAGGCAAGGCCAAGACCAAGUGAUCCCCAGCAUCCUCUCCAAUAAAGACCUGACCAGAGCAGCCCAUCCCCCACCUUCAUGAGCACCCUCGUGCUUCCCUGUGCAGCCGGACAGCAGGCAUGGGCGCUGGCUGUCCCAGGCUCGUAGCAGUUUUAUUUCAGAUGCAUCACAGACAGCGAUGACAAGGCCAGGCACGACAUGGGAAGAGGUUCCCCUCCACCUCAGCCCUGACCUCCAAGUCCAGGAUGGGUGGAGGUAGAGGGCUGGUUUCUGCGAUGAGUACCAUUAUCAGUGGUAGACUUGGCAAGGCAGGGCUAAGGUCAGAGACCCAACAGGCUGGAAUGAUAAAAAAAAAAAAAAAAAAAAUCUCCUCCUGGAGAGUCCUGCUUUUUGG